Molecule: messenger RNA, 1588 nt
Organism: Pyrenophora tritici-repentis Pt-1C-BFP
Lineage: Eukaryota; Fungi; Ascomycota; Dothideomycetes; Pleosporales; Pleosporaceae
Product: LAP4, Aspartyl aminopeptidase
Biological process (GO): proteolysis
Cellular component (GO): fungal-type vacuole
Molecular function (GO): zinc ion binding; metalloaminopeptidase activity
Source: RefSeq, a predicted model, not a curated record
GCACCCCUCAACCACAUCAUUUCCCGCUGUAUCACUCCCGACGUGUACACUCUUGUGUCUCAAACGAACAAUGGCGACUAAAUCAUCCCUCCAAGCUGCGGAGGACUUCCUGGCCUUUGUCAAUGCCUCGCCUACUCCCUUUCAUGCUGUACAAUCAGCCAAGAAGCGGUUGGAGAGUGUUGGAUUCAAGCAAAUCAAAGAGCGAGACUCAUGGGCACCAACCCUUCAGCCUGGUGGCAAGUACUACCUCACCCGUAACACAUCGUCCAUCGUCGCUUUUGCCAUCGGCAAGAAAUGGAAGGCUGGAAACCCCAUCGCCAUGAUCGGUGCCCAUACCGACUCACCGUGUCUGCGCAUCAAGCCUGUAUCCAAACGACAAGGCGAUGGCUUUAUCCAAGUGGCCUGUGAGACAUAUGGUGGCGGUCUAUGGCAUACUUGGUUCGACCGCGAUCUCAGUAUCGCAGGUCGGGCUAUGGUGCGGACAAAGGACGGUAGCAUCGAGCAGCGCUUGGUCAAGGUGGAGCGGCCUAUCCUGAGAAUACCUACCCUGGCUAUCCAUCUUGAUCGCCAGGAGAACUUUCAGUUCAACAAGGAAACCCAGCUCUUUCCGAUCGCUGGCUUGGUCGCUGCAGAGUUGAACCGUCAAGGCAAGACUGAGGAAUCCAAGGAAGAUAGCAAAGAGUCCGACGGCCCAUUCGAACCGCUUGCAGCACCGACCGCGAGACAUCAUCCGUACAUUGUCGACAUCAUCGCCGAGGAAGCAGGUGCUGAAGCGAGUGAUAUUGUAGACUUUGAGAUGGUCCUGUACGAUACUCAGAAGUCCGUCAUUGGCGGUCUGAACAACGAGCUCAUCUUCUCGCCGCGUUUGGAUAAUCUGAUGAUGACAUACUGCAGCGUUGAGGGAAUCGUAAAGAGUCUUUCUUCGGAGUCGGCCUUGGACAGCGAUUCCACUAUUCGGCUGAUCGCAUGCUUCGACCACGAAGAGAUUGGCUCCCAAACCGCACAGGGAGCGGACUCGAAUCUGUUGCCUGCUGUCAUUCGUCGUCUAUCAGUUCUGCCAGCCUCUGAGAGCAGCUCCGACAAGUCUUACGACAAGGUUGAAGCUGACACUACUACCGCUUAUGAGCAAACGCUAUCCACGUCGUUCCUCAUCUCCGCUGACAUGGCGCACUCUGUACACCCCAACUAUCCCGCCAAGUACGAGGCCCAACACAGACCUGAGAUGAACAAGGGUACCGUUAUCAAGAUCAAUGCGAAUGCUCGUUAUGCCACAAACUCGCCAGGUAUCGUCUUGCUUCAAGAGGCUGCACGCCGCGCAAAGGCAGCUUCUUACAACCCGUCAUCAACCAAGCAAGGCGUUCCUCUACAACUCUUUGUUGUUCGCAAUGACUCGUCCUGUGGCAGCACUAUCGGACCCAUGCUGUCGGCAGCUAUGGGUGCUCGUACACUCGACCUGGGCAACCCUCAGCUCAGCAUGCACAGCAUCCGCGAGACUGGUGGAGUCCAUGAUGUUGAGCACGCCAUAAACUUGUUUGACAGUUUCUUCGAGAACUUUGAGGAGCUUGAGAAGACAAUCAUCGUCGACUGA